AUGUGCUUCUCAAGAAUCUUUGUAAGCAGCGUACAUGUGGGAAGGCCUUAGCUACAUCUAGCUAAGGCCUAUGUUGUUGAUGGGACAGUAAUCAUUGAUGGGACAGUAAUGGCUGAAAGCCAAUUACUGGAAUUAUAGCAAUAAAAGCUUUAUGGAAACUUGUGCCUCAGGGAACAUAAGCCAAACACCCACCAACACACAGAAAACACAGACGUCCUGGAGCACUUUCUCUCUUCAUAAGUGCACACAUUAUGCCUUUAACUUUUUUUAAAAAAAAACUUUGGGAGGGUUAGGGGGCUUCACGUGCAUCAAGAGAGGGGUCCAAGCUACCCUGGUGCCCAUGGGUGCCAUGCUGGAGAAUCCAGCAGUAUGUGCUAGGGAUAUUUGCAUUACCACAUUCCUCACUAACUGUGAUUUCCCUCUCAAUUUCUCUGCCAUUGGAGGCCCUGGUGCUGCGUUUGAAGUCUCCUCCUCCAUACACUGGGAGUUGAGAUGACCACUUCCUACCUCGCUUUGCUCACCCACACCAGCCAACCACCCCCUUUCCCCCCUUUUUAAAGUUGCAUAAAUUAAAGCUGCAAUCUGAGGGGCUCUCAUUUGGAAAUGCAUUCCAUUAAACUCAAGGGGAUUUAUUUACUGAGUAGUAAGCAUGCGUAAGAGUUGACUCACAGGCUGGGGUCAAUAGGGGAAGGGGGAGAUUGCUCCUAGAUUGAUCCUCCAUUUUAAUUCUACCCACUCAAUUUAGGACCUUGUAGCAAGUUUGACAGCUAAACCUGCCACACAGGCAUGAGACUGGAUGGCCCCCACCCACUCACAGGAUCUUGUGGGGAGCUGUAAAACUUUUUUGUUCAUCUAAGCACGUUGGUGAAGGCAUGGACUUAUCAACUGUGUCCAUGCAUGUUUGUAGGAGUAGUUUAGUAGCUUGACUUUAUACUGAGUCAAACAUGCCUUUACCAGCACUCUUCAGCUGAUUGCUGCAUGUAUUAUUUGUUUAUUUGUUUAUUGCAUUUUUAUACCGCCCAAUAGCCGAAGCUCCCUGGGUGGGUCACAAAAACUGUACCGUGACCACGUGAUGGGGUGGGUGGCUGCCCAGUCCCAGCAUCUGCCCCUUGGAGGAAUUAACCUACAACCAGUGAAACCAGUCUGGAUCAUGGCAUUUGCUCCACUGAGGCACUCCUGGGAGUGCUUGAGAGCACAGGCAGCCAACCACCUCUUGUUCUGAGCCUCAGCAGUUUCCCUGCCUCUGCUACUGGCUGAGGACUCCCAGUGUAUCCCCAUGGUGCAAGUGCCCUCUCCAUAAACACCCCCAGCUGACAUCAGCAUUGGGCACUGUAGCUGGGUGUCCACCUUGGUGGAAUGGGACAUGGCAUGGAAAGCCCCCCACCCUCCCUACAAGAAAAAGGGGAGGGGGAGAGGAGCGGCACUCAUCCAUUGCCGCUGACCCCCUGUGGCUCUUGGCUCCCUGGCCUGGAGUGGCAACAGAAGCCCUGCUCUUGGUGGUCAUGAUCCCAGCAUAGCCCCAUGGCAUUUUGAAAGCAGGCUUCCCAGAUGCAUGGAAGGCUCUGCCCAGGCCAGAAGCAUCCAGGGACAGAGGCUCAAGUCCAAUGAGGCUCAGAAGUCCUCUGUCCGAGGAGCUCUUCUUCCAUCCUUCAGUCUUAAAGAAUGGUCUCAGCCCCGUUAUAAAGCAGUGCAGGUUUCCACAGGCAUCUUGACUGCAGUCUUAGGUAACGUUCUACUUUGGUGUUCAGUAACAAGAGUAGCAAAUCCCAGUGCAAGACCCUGUUCUCUGAGGGGGAGUUGUCCCCACUUCAAACAACCAAUAAACUGUAGGAGGAGGUACAAAGGAGAUCUGGGGGGUGGGGAUAACAACAUGUGUGAGUGAACCUCAAUGGAUCUCCGCAACACGCUGCAGCAGAGGUGUAAAUUUCUAAGCUUUCAUACGCUGUAUAAAUGCUAUAUAACUGAAGUGGGAUAAUUCGAGUGUAAACCAGAACAGAAGUGUAGGUGGGAUGAAGCCUGGGAAGGAAAAAAAAGCCCUUUCUUGAUCCAUUCUACCAAUUUAGCCUUGUCUCCAACUUUUCCAUUCUCUGAAACAGCUCUUAAGGGAUCAGUGCUAUUUGUAGUAAUUUGAGACAGCCCAUUUGUCCUAGCAUGACUUCCUGCUCUGUGCCAACCAAAGCAAGGUCUCUGACCCCUUGUAUAUCUUCCUAUCCUGCCAAUAUGUGCCUGCCUCCCACUGAGUGGAGAGACAAGUGGACACUGACCUUCAUAGAUGUGGGUUGCAAAUAAGUAGUUCUUACUUAUAACACUUGCAAGCAAUGCAGACUCUCUAGCAACCAGCUUUGUCCUUCCAACUGAGCUACAAGAGGGACCGAGCAGGAAGGAGCUGCUGCAAUGCCUGGUCUCCUGAUCUCGUCACUUUCAUGCUUCUACCUCCUCCUCCUCUUUCCACUGAUCUCGAAGUCUGACUCUGAAGAGCAAGGUGUUGUAGUCACCAGCAGUGGUCCAAUCAAGGGCAAAGAUCUUCCAGUUGGUUCUGGCUUUGUGUCUGCCUAUCUGGGCAUCCCUUAUGCUGAGCCCCCCCUGGGAAAAUUACGUUUCCAGAAGCCUGUUCCACAUCAGCCAUGGAGUCAAGUCUUCGAGGCUACCCGUUUUGGCAAUGCCUGUCCCCAGUUCUUUUCUUUGGGAUUCCUUGAGGCAAAGAUUUGGGCUGCCAAUCGACCACUCUCAGAAGAUUGUCUCUUUCUCAAUGUCUGGGUUCCUCAUCCACCACCUUCUUCACCAACUCCUGUCCUUGUCUGGAUACAUGGAGGGGGAUUUCUCAUUGGCACAUCCUCCUUAGAUAUGUAUAAUGGAGCACGUUUAGCUUAUCAUGAGAAUGUCAUUGUAGUCACCAUUAAUUACCGCCUGGGGGCUCUAGGCUUCCUCUCAUUGCCACCAGCUGCCCCAGGAAACAUGGGCCUCUUGGACCAACAGCUGGCACUGAAGUGGGUACAGGAGAAUGCAGCUGCCUUUGGUGGAGAUCCAACUCGCGUGACCCUUUUUGGCCAGAGUGCUGGAGCAGCCUCCGUGGGUUUCCAUCUACUCUCACCCAGUAGCCAGCCCCUGUUUGCCCAAGCUGUGCCUCAGAGUGGGGCUCCCAAUGCCAUCUGGGCUUGGAAAAGUCCUGAGGAGGCCAAGCAGAACGCCCUUAAUUUCAGCCAGCUCCUGGGCUGUGCAGAAGGCAAUGAUACUGCAGUGGUGAGCUGCCUCCAGGAAAAAGAUGCCAUGGAAUUGGUUCAGCAUGAGGUAUCCCUCCUUCAAAACACCAAGUUCCUAUUGGUCAUUCCCUUUGUACCAACAACAGAUGGGGAUUUUUUGCUUGACGAGCCACAGAAGCUUCUGGAAGCCGGGAAAAUUCAGCAUAAACCAAUUCUCAUGGGUGUCACCUCUGAUGAAGGGUCUACUUUUGUGCCAUUUCUUUUUCCUGACACCAAUCACAGCCUAAUCAGUUGGGAACAACUUCUGAAAGGGAUAGGGAUGACUAUGCAAAGGGAACCUGAUGAAGCUGUUGAGGCGGUGGCACUGAAAUACAGCGAAGGCCAUGGUCCGGCAAAGUAUCGUUGGUCCUUGUCACAGUUCAUUGGUGAUUUCAUCAUUGAAUGCUCGUCUACCAAAUUUCUUUCAAAGCUCAGAGAAGCUGGGAUUCCUGUGUACAUUUAUUCCUUUACACAUCACACCUCUGGUUCUGCUAUGCCUGAAUGGACUGGAGCAUUCCACGGUGCUGAGAUACCUUAUGUGUUUGGGACCCUGGAAUCAGUAGUAGGUGUCAGCCGAACAUACACGGAGGCCGAGGGUGCACUGGGCCGUAGGAUGAUGCGGUACUGGGCUGAAUUCUCCAGAAGCGGGAAUCCCACAGGGUCAGUGGCCAAUGAGGUACAGUGGCCGCUCUAUAAUGCCACCCAGCAGAACUUCUUUAAUCUUAGCACUGAGCCAUCCCUGAUUAUGGAGACAUCACCUGCCCGACAUUGUAGUUUCUUGGAAAGUCUUUUUUUGAAGGCUGCAAAUCCACUGAAAGGACGACGGCAUCUGCCGUCUGCUGCCUUGCUCUGGAGUUGCAUUGGAGGCCUGUCCAGGCAGAUGGCAGCACCUGAUUGUUCGCCAUCUUCCCAGGCAGGUGGAAGGGGGUGGGCCAGUGGGCCAAUGGCUACUGGAACGCCUCCGUGCUUCUCCAGUGUGGGGGGAAGGACUCUUGGUCCCUGAAAAAUAGGCUAAAAACAAAACAAAAAUAUUGGAGGUAUGUGAGGAGGUGCGGGUGCCCCGGUGUACAGGUGGUGCACGGGACGGGCACCCCUCCUCACAUGCAAACCCCUCACUCAUUCCUAAAGGAGUGCAAGCGCAGGGUAUUGGGAGGUGGAGGUGCCAAUGCUCCUUCUUCAAGACAGCCCCCACGAUCCUUGAAUCUUUUCAGUCUAGGGAGGGGUUGAUUCACCUCCAUCUGUGCUGCUUGGUGCUCACUGAAGCUGUGUGGCCACCUGUCCAUUCAGGCCUCCAAUCUUGCAGGAAUGUUGGCUUUAUGGCCACAAUUUGCAUAAAAGCCCUUUUGCUCUGAAUAAUGAGCCACCCGUUUUACAAAAAUGCCAGCUCUCGAGGAG
Molecule: messenger RNA, 4634 nt
Organism: Elgaria multicarinata webbii
Lineage: Eukaryota; Metazoa; Chordata; Lepidosauria; Squamata; Anguidae
Product: acetylcholinesterase-like
Exons: 4
Coding region: 2395-4242 (615 amino acids)
Biological process (GO): choline metabolic process; acetylcholine catabolic process
Cellular component (GO): plasma membrane
Molecular function (GO): acetylcholinesterase activity
Source: RefSeq, a predicted model, not a curated record